This is a messenger RNA of Akanthomyces muscarius, 438 nucleotides long. RefSeq lists its product as uncharacterized. NCBI's taxonomy places the organism in Eukaryota, Fungi, Ascomycota, Sordariomycetes, Hypocreales, Cordycipitaceae. The record is from RefSeq and is a predicted model, not a curated record. The coding region runs from base 1 to 438 and encodes 145 amino acids. The transcript has 2 exons.
AUGAUUCUGUCUUCAGUUCUAGGAGUGCUCCUGGCAGCGCUGCCCGUAUGGGCUGGGCUAGUCUCCUUUGCCGUACCGGAUACUAUCAAGGACGGCGAUGAAAUUACUGUCAUAGUGACGAUGAACAGCGAGCUGGGUUCUGUAUGGGAUUAUAAUCUGGUGCUCUCGGCCACCGAGCGGUCGCUGCCAUAUGGCUACUUGGGCGGUCGGGGAUUUGCCAUGAUUGAUUUGCGAGGGCUUCCAUUCGGAACCAGCAACUUCACCGUGAACACCAAGGAUACAGGAGUAGGUGCACGUGAAGAUUCGGUCGUUCGAGGAGCAUGGCUCAGCACCGUUGGCGUGAUGGGAAUGCUUCAAACCAGAAUGCAGCAAGUCGCUGUCAAAAGAGGCAGUAGAACGAGCAAAAAUUUCGUGGAUUCCAAGCCAUUGCUCCGCUGA